Messenger RNA from Colletotrichum graminicola M1.001, 987 nucleotides. RefSeq names its product meiotically up-regulated 80 protein. Gene Ontology annotation, molecular function: cyclin-dependent protein serine/threonine kinase regulator activity; protein kinase binding. NCBI's taxonomy places the organism in Eukaryota, Fungi, Ascomycota, Sordariomycetes, Glomerellales, Glomerellaceae. The coding region runs from base 1 to 987 and encodes 328 amino acids. The record is from RefSeq and is a predicted model, not a curated record. Gene Ontology annotation, biological process: regulation of cyclin-dependent protein serine/threonine kinase activity. Gene Ontology annotation, cellular component: cyclin-dependent protein kinase holoenzyme complex; nucleus. The transcript has a single exon.
AUGCCCGGAGGUGUCUGUGCCGUCCUCGAUUACGAGGUCGACCAAAUGGCCGAGUUCGUCGCCGAGAUGGCCACUCGUGUGGUCAUGCCUUUGUCGACGACCGCCGUCACACCCCCCUUUCGCAAGUUCGUCUCGCAGAUCCUGUCUUCCACGAGACUGCCCAAGAGCACUAUUCUUCUUGGCAUGAACUACCUCGCGAAGCGGGUCAACACGCUGAAGCAGAACAACCCUUCAUACACUGUACCCGAGGGCCAGGUUUGGCGCAUGUUGACGGUCUCGCUGCUGCUCGGCAGCAAGUUCUUGGACGACAACACCUUCCAGAACCGUUCUUGGUCUGAGGUGAGCGGUAUUCCCGUAGCCGAGCUCAACGCUCUGGAACAUGAGUGGCUGGAGCAGUCUGGCUGGUGCCUCUAUGUCAACCUGGAUUACAGCGCCGACUACAAGGCUUGGCUUACCAGUUGGGAUGACUGGAAGGUCCUCAAGGAUCAGGCCGCUGUCAGGGCCAGCCGGGAGAGGCUUGUGCCGGCCAUCGACACCAGCAUGAACCGGUACAGAGGACGAUCUGCGUAUCAUACGUUUGUUCAGCAGCAGGCGGCUGAAUAUGAGCGCUACGAGGCCAUCAAGCGCAACGAGCUGGCGUGCCACCAGUACGGUACCUGGAAUUGGCCAUCCGCCCCGCUCACCCCACCGGACUCUGGCUACGGCACACCCGAGUACAUCAACUCUGCAACUUCGGCUAAUGCCCGUUACAACGACUGGUUCUCUCAGGCAGCUGCUAACGGCCAGUGGAACACGCGUUAUCAGCAACCGUCUCACUACUACGGUCACCGCCACAACCAGCAGACCUUCUCUGGACACUACAACUACCCCCAAAAUAUCUGGGAGCACGGUGUUGCAGAGUGUAGCUGUGCAAACUGUCUCGGGUCUACCGCGAAGCCGUCCGCUUACUUUGCGCACCCCAGCUUCGGUCAGCCUGUCAUGGGUUAA